UAAUAUUGUUUGGAGGGGAAUACCUGUUGCUUGACAGGUAGGUACCGUAAGUAGAGUCCAGUGCCGAUGCAGCUACACAGCUACAAAAGUUUAGUUUAAUUCGGACACUCAUGAGAGACAAGAUAUUUCUUAAUAUUUUAAAAUGAUGAAUUUGAGCAUUAUAUCUUGCUCAACCCUCUGUUAUUUGGCAGCAGCUGUAAUUUUCGGCGGUGCAUUUUUAUUCAUCUCGGCAAUAAAAUUGUAUUUGUACUUUAGUUUGGGAGUUUGCAAAAGUAAAAAUAAAAUGAAUGGAAAAACUGUUAUAAUAACUGGCUGCACUUCUGGAAUUGGUAAAGAAACAGCCAGAGAUCUUGCUAAGCGUGGUGCUCGUGUUAUUAUGGCGUGCAGAAAUGUUAAGAAUGCCACCGAAUUAAAAGAUGAAUUAGUAAAGGAGACGGAUAAUGAGAAUAUAGUUGUUCGUAAAUUGGAUUUAUCGUCUCUUCAAUCGGUGCGAGAAUUUGCCAAGCAAAUAAAUAAGGAGGAAAAAAGUUUACACGUUUUAAUUCAUAAUGCAGGAACGGCUGAGACAUUCAGAAAAAAAGUCACCGAUGAUGGCCUAGAAAUGACAAUGGCUACUAAUCACUAUGGACCAUUUCUUUUGACCCAUCUUCUGAUUGAUUUACUGAAGAAAUCAGCUCCAAGUCGAAUAAUAGUUGUUGCCUCGGAAUUGUAUAGAAUAUCAACAUUAAAUAUGGACAAUUUGAAUCCAACGACAACACUUCCUGGCUAUUUGUAUUAUGUGUCAAAGUACGCUAAUAUUGUUUUUACAUUGGAAUUGGCAAGACGUCUCGAGGGCAGCGGUGUGACGGCCAAUUGUCUUCAUCCAGGAAUGAUUGACAGUGGAAUUUGGAGAAAUGUUCCAAUUCCAUUGUCAUGGGGACUGGCACUAAUCAUCAAAUCAUUCUUCAAAACUCCAAAGCAAGGAGCUCAAACCUCAAUACACUUGGCAGUGUCGGACGAUGUUGCUAAAGUGUCUGGAAAAUAUUUUCUCGAUUGUCACCAAUCAUCAUUAUCUUUAGGAGUAUCGGAUCCAGCGAAGGGGAAAAAAUUCUGGGAGGCUAGCGAGGAUUUUGUUAAAUUACAAUCAAUCGAUCCAAAGAUUUAAAGAACAAAUCUGCGUAUUUUUUUUAUUCCGCCCAUAAGACUACUACUCAAUAGAUUAUAAUUAGUUCAACUAGACCUUCUUUAUAAUCAUUUCGAAUAAAUUAUAGUUUUUAAGAUGACAAA
This is a messenger RNA of Leptopilina heterotoma, 1266 nucleotides long. RefSeq names its product retinol dehydrogenase 11. The coding region runs from base 143 to 1144 and encodes 333 amino acids. The record is from RefSeq and is a predicted model, not a curated record. The transcript has 5 exons. Lineage: Eukaryota; Metazoa; Arthropoda; Insecta; Hymenoptera; Figitidae.